GCCUGAAGAUCAUGUGACUCCGGAUCCAGGCGCUUUGACAGCAGCGAGGGGAGCUGGGUCGGGACCCUCGCCGGCUGAAUUUUAGGCAGCUGUUUUCUUUCGCUGGAAUUUGGGAUCGGAGGUCGCUCCUGCUCCUCGCCGGAGGGUCGCUGGUUCAAUCCCAGUAACGGUCAGAAUAGUAUUUUCGGAGGACUGUUCGCGCAAACCUUGCAGUUAUCCGUCAGCCCGCGCUCACCGGAUUGUGAGGCGACGUCUCCUUCUCCGUGGCGACAUCCGCGGACUGGCGUGCCUCAAUAGUGGUGCGAACCUCAUCCCAACAAAGAUCAAUUAUUUUUACAGUUCCACUCCUCCGGUCCUCAGCCCUGCAACCCUCUGCCUCGCACAGGGAACGAGCCCUUAGGCUGCGCUGCCCGCAGGCGGGUCCCGAAGCUGGUGUUGUUGAGAUGGACCCUGUGACCUUCACAGACGUGGCCGUGAAUUUCACCAGGGAGGAGUGGGCCCUCCUGGACUCCAGGCAGAGAAUUCUCUAUAGAGACGUGAUGUUGGAAAACUGCAGGAACCUGGCCUCUCUGGAUUUGCUAACGCAACAUCAGACAAAAAACUCAACCCCUCAGCCGGACAUUCUUGCUAAAAAGACAACUGUUGAAGCAAAGAGAGUAUGCACCGUGAGCCAUGCUUCCCGGCUGUCCCUAUUGGGAGAAGACUGGAAAUGCCACAAAACAGACGAACCACUCACACAAAGGGAACAAAAGUUGAAGCGAGUUGCCACUGUACAUGAAAAAGAUGAGUCUCCGGUUAGAAUCCAUGACUCUCAUGAUAUGAGGGACGACUCUCUGCCUCGCUCAUGGAGAGAUUCUACAGGAAACCGUAUCCAGAAACAUGGCUCAAACAUUCUGAAACAAAAUCCUGCCCUAACCAGUCAUCAAAAGAUCUACAGAAACAACAAAAAUGAUACAGUCUUGCAGCAUGUUGAGACGACCCCAUUUGUAGGACAUCAAAUGGAGCCAGAGUCCAAAAUAUGGACUGACCGUCAGAACAAUGUGCUUCAGACACAUAAUAAUAUCUGCAGGGGGGUGGACUUCCAUGAAUGGGAUCCAUUUGGAAAAACCUUUGAGGAAGACAUUUCCCUUAGGUUAUGCAAGACUCCCAUGAAAGAGAAGACUUACGAGUCUAAUCCAUGUGAAAUCACCUUCCAGAAUCGCUCGACCCAUGAUGUGCAGAGGCAACCCGAUACAGCAGAGGCAAAUCAUGAGAAGAAUCAAGGUGAGAAAACCUCUGUCCACAUUGCAAAUUCUGACUCACACAGGAAGACUAAGACCAGAGAGGGGAGAUAUAUAUGUCAAGAUUGUAGGAAAAGCUACGUGUAUCUGUCAUUCCUUAUGAAACACAUGGAAAUUCACACCGGAGAGAAACCUUAUGAAUGCAAGACCUGUGGGAAAGCCUUUAGAUAUACCUUACACCUUGACAAACACUUAAAAAAGCACAUUGGGAAGAAACCCUAUAAAUGUGAGGAAUGUGGGAAAGACUUCACCAAUUCUCACAGAUUUAAAAGCCAUCUGAAAACUCACCGUUGAGGGAUGCCUGGUCAGCUCAAUGGGGAGAGCGUGCGUCUCUUGAUCUCGGGGUUGUGAGUCUGAGCCCCACAUCGGGCGUAGAGAUUGUUUAAAUAAAUAAAUGAGCUUUAAAAAUAAAUAGAUAAAAAUAAAAAUUCACAGUUGAGGGAUCCUGUGAAUGAAAGGAAUGUGAGAAAAGCUUCAUUAAUUUUCUCAAAAUACCAAGCACAUAAGGACAUGUUAAGGGAACUCAAGUCUUCCCUGAAGGAUGAAAAUGUGAGAAUUCACACAUUUACAUAUUCACAUCUUGUGAAGGUAAGGUUUAGAAAGAUUUUAUACCUUCUAGCUUUAUGACUUCUUCAUUUUUUAUUAACUAG
Neogale vison (American mink) is the source of this 1930-nucleotide messenger RNA. It is a transcript of the gene ZNF114, whose product is annotated as zinc finger protein 114. Gene Ontology annotation, biological process: negative regulation of transcription by RNA polymerase II. The transcript has 5 exons. The record is from RefSeq and is a predicted model, not a curated record. Bases 444 to 1574 code for a protein of 376 amino acids. Lineage: Eukaryota; Metazoa; Chordata; Mammalia; Carnivora; Mustelidae. Gene Ontology annotation, molecular function: DNA-binding transcription repressor activity, RNA polymerase II-specific.